Molecule: messenger RNA, 769 nt
Organism: Solanum lycopersicum (tomato)
Lineage: Eukaryota; Viridiplantae; Streptophyta; Magnoliopsida; Solanales; Solanaceae
Gene: ACI39
Product: cytoplasmic ribosomal protein S13
Biological process (GO): translation
Cellular component (GO): cytosolic small ribosomal subunit; nucleolus; ribosome
Molecular function (GO): structural constituent of ribosome; small ribosomal subunit rRNA binding
Source: RefSeq, marked validated
AACUUCGAUAAACCCUAGAAGAAGAAAGAGCCUUUUAGGGUUUGUCAACUUCCAUCAACCAAACGAAGCUACAAUUUGAGCAACACAGUUCAGUGAGCUCACUCUAAUCUUCGCCAUGGGUCGUAUGCACAGUCGCGGUAAGGGUAUCUCAGCGUCGGCUCUUCCUUACAAGAGAACUCCUCCAAGUUGGCUUAAGAUCUCUGCUCCAGAUGUGGAGGACAAUAUCUGCAAGUUUGCGAAAAAAGGACUGACACCUUCACAAAUUGGUGUGAUUCUUCGUGAUUCUCAUGGAAUUGCUCAAGUCAAGAGUGUCACCGGGAGCAAGAUUUUGCGUAUCCUCAAAGCUCACGGACUUGCUCCUGAGAUUCCGGAGGAUCUAUACCACCUUAUUAAGAAGGCAGUUGCCAUCAGGAAGCAUUUGGAGAGGAACAGAAAGGACAAGGAUUCCAAGUUCCGCUUGAUUUUGGUGGAGAGUAGGAUUCACCGCCUUGCUCGUUAUUACAAGAAAACUAAGAAGCUACCACCUGUCUGGAAAUAUGAGUCUACCACAGCAAGUACACUAGUAGCUUAAACUGAGACAUGGAUGGAUUAUUAGCUUUGAGAAGAAAGAUUGAUCAGCUGAAGUCUUUUCUUCUCUAUGUAUUCGAAUAGUUCUCAGGUCCAUUUUUUUGAAUUCUGAUACUUAUAGAUGCUUUAAUUUGGGUAUUGAUGUCAAUUUCUUUCGACUACUCGAUGAAUAUCAAGCUCUACUCAGCCUUUUUCUUGUUCA